GUGAUUAGGGUUGUCAAACGACAGUAAUUAAAUAGAUUAUAGCAAUUUGUUUUUUUUUUUAAAUGGUACCAAUUGGCGUAGCCUUGUUUUACAGUGUUCCGAGGCCGUGAGGCAAGGGGCUUCCCAGUCCUGACCCGUACCUAAACCUCAGAGUUACGAUUAGGUGUAUGGCCUGUCUUAUGUCGCCAUCUAUUCAUUACUUACCAAGCACCUUUCCUACCAAAACGUGGAAUCAGAGAUAUUUCUUCUUUUUAUGACACCCAGUCCCCCUGGUCACUCUCAUCAGUUAAUUGAUGCGUUGGUCGAGUUAGUUAACCUACUGCUGUAAUAAGAAAACUAUACGUAACAAAAAUACAAAUCUGGGUACAGUAGCAGACAGACAUAUAUCUAAAAAAAAGGUUCCAAAAAUCACUACAAUACAAAAAAUAAUAAACACCCAAAGUAAAUUGCAUGGACAGUUGAAUGUAGAACCAAAAAACACCUAGGUUAGAACAAAGUCAUCAAGAAUACUUUCAAUAGCUAAUUAUUUGUGAUUUUUGUGUUUUAAUUCACCUAUAAAAUAUUUAAAUUAUAUUGCAUCUCAUUACCAACACCCUUAACCUAUAUUUGCGUGUAUAGAUAUUAUAUAUAACAUUUCAAAUGUGUCGUUGUCAUAAUAUUUGCGCGACUCGGGACGAAAACAUGUUGCAAAAAACGAAAUCACUUGAGAAAUAUUUAGGUUUAAAAAACGAUAUAAAAUGGGACACGACGUUAUUUUUUCUUCUAUACCACGCGCUAGCUGUGUACUGGUGUUAUCAUUACGCUUUUCCAGUGAAAUGGCAGACGCUCGCGUUAGCGUAUUUCGUGUAUGCGUGUAAUGGUAUCGGCAUCGGCGCGGGCGUGCAUCGCUACUGGUCGCACCGCGCCUUCAAGGCGACCAAACCUAUGCAGCUGAUGCUCUUUGUUAUGUACGCCUCUGCUGGCCUCACCACAGUACGUCGUUUCGUGCGCAACCACCGAGUUCAUCACAAAUGCAGCGACUCAGAUGGUGAUCCUCACGACGCACGGCGUGGCCUGUUCUUCUCACAUAUGGGCUGGCUCAUGGUGAAGAAGAAUGAGGAGACUCUACGCCAAGGGAAGACCAUAGACAUGAAAGAUCUGGACAAUGAUCCGUUAAUCAUGUUUCAUGAGAGACACAUGUUAUUGGUAAACGGGACGCUUUGUUUCGUGCUGCCAACGUUGGCAAACAUCUGGUUCUUCGGGGAGAGCUGGCGCUGCGCGGUGGCGUGGCAGUGCUUCAUACGGUACCUGACCACCAUGCAUGCAGCCUUCAGCGUCAACAGCCUCGCACAUAAGUACGGACACAAGCCUUAUAACAGGAACAUAAGACCGGUAGAGAACCUGUUCGUGGUGUUUGCGACUUUAGGAGAAGGUUUCCAUAACUACCACCACGCGUUCCCCUUCGACUUCAAAGGCACGGACAGACUGCUGACCUUCAACAUCGCCACCCUCACCAUCAAGCUCUGCGAGAAGAUCGGCUGGGCGUACGACCUGAAGGAAGCUUCACCAGAGAUGGUGGCCUCCAUGUCUCAAAGGAUGGGAGACCGGUUCCAACUCAAGGAAGGAUUAUCAGAUUAUUCGUAUUAAUAGAGCAAUAACGAUAGCCAAAAAUAAAUGUUUUUUUUUUUAAAUAUUAAUCUAUCUACAUAUUUGUGUAUUGAUUAAUGGAAAUGAAAAAAAUAACACAAUGAAUAUUAAUGAAUGAUGGAGGUGAAUUAA
Manduca sexta (tobacco hornworm) is the source of this 1758-nucleotide messenger RNA. Its product is annotated as acyl-CoA Delta(11) desaturase. The coding region runs from base 640 to 1626 and encodes 328 amino acids. Gene Ontology annotation, biological process: unsaturated fatty acid biosynthetic process. Gene Ontology annotation, cellular component: endoplasmic reticulum membrane. Lineage: Eukaryota; Metazoa; Arthropoda; Insecta; Lepidoptera; Sphingidae. The record is from RefSeq and is a predicted model, not a curated record. The transcript has 5 exons. Gene Ontology annotation, molecular function: iron ion binding; stearoyl-CoA 9-desaturase activity.